GUCAUCUGUGGAUCGGGAUAUCUUUGGCAAAAAGAAAAUCACACACUCACGCAACUCACUAACCAUGAAGUUCUGCCACUCUGCCCUGCUGGCCCUCGUCGGCACAGCCCUGGCCAGUCCGUCCAGGACCGUGAAGAGCGAGCCCCGGCAGGCGGCCGCCGGCUGCUCGUCUGCCGUCACGCUCGACGCCAGCACCAACGUCUUCUCCAAGUACACGCUGCACCCCAACAGCUUCUACCGCGCAGAAGUCGAGGCGGCCGCCGAGGCCAUCUCGGACUCGACGCUCAAGGCGCAGGCCCUCAAGGUCGCCGACGUCGGCAGCUUCCUGUGGAUCGACACCAUCUCGGCCAUUAGCCGCAUCGAGCCGGCAGUCGCGGACCAGCCCUGCAACAAUAUCCUCGGUCUCGUCAUCUAUGAUCUGCCCGGCCGCGACUGCGCCGCCAAGGCCUCCAACGGUGAACUCAAGGUCGGCGAGCUGGCCAAGUACAAGUCUCAGUAUAUUGACCCCAUCGCCGCCCUGCUCAAAAAGUACUCCAACCACGCCUUUGCCCUGCUCAUCGAACCCGACUCUCUGCCCAACCUGGUGACCAACAUCGACGAGUCAGCCUGCCAGCAGUCGGCGGCGGGCUACCGCGACGGCGUGGCCUACGCGCUCAAGACGCUCAACCUGCCCAACGUGGUCAUGUACAUUGACGCGGGCCACGGCGGCUGGCUCGGGUGGAACGACAACCUCAAGCCGGGCGCCGAGGAGCUGGCCCGGGCGUACAAGGCGGCCGGGAGUCCGCGGCAGCUCCGCGGCUUCGCCACAAACGUCGCCGGCUGGAACGCGUGGGACCUGACGCCCGGCGAGUUCUCGUCCGCCUCGGACGCGCAGUGGAACAAGUGCCAGAACGAAAAGACGUACGUCGAGACCUUUGGCCCGCUGCUCAAGAACGCCGGCAUGCCCAACCAUGCCAUCGUCGACGUCGGCCGCAACGCCGUCCAGGGCCUGCGCGAGGAGUGGGGCCACUGGUGCAACGUCAACGGCGCUGGCUUCGGCGUCAGGCCUACCGCCUCGACCGGCAGCUCGCUCACUGAUGCCUUCGUUUGGGUCAAGCCUGGUGGCGAGUCUGAUGGUACUUCCGACACGAGCGCCACCCGCUACGACAGCUUCUGCGGCAUGUCCGAUGCCUACAAGCCGUCGCCCGAGGCCGGUCAGUGGAACCAGGACUACUUUGAGAUGCUUCUCAGGAACGCCAAGCCCCAGUUCUAA
Pyricularia pennisetigena is the source of this 1252-nucleotide messenger RNA. RefSeq lists its product as uncharacterized. NCBI's taxonomy places the organism in Eukaryota, Fungi, Ascomycota, Sordariomycetes, Magnaporthales, Pyriculariaceae. Gene Ontology annotation, molecular function: hydrolase activity, hydrolyzing O-glycosyl compounds. The coding region runs from base 65 to 1252 and encodes 395 amino acids. The record is from RefSeq and is a predicted model, not a curated record. The transcript is spliced from 3 exons. Gene Ontology annotation, biological process: cellulose catabolic process.